Molecule: messenger RNA, 759 nt
Organism: Neogale vison (American mink)
Lineage: Eukaryota; Metazoa; Chordata; Mammalia; Carnivora; Mustelidae
Gene: TEX35
Product: testis expressed 35
Exons: 9
Coding region: 1-675 (224 amino acids)
Source: RefSeq, a predicted model, not a curated record
AUGUCGGCCAAGAAGGCAGAACUGAAGAAAACAAGCCUGGUAAGGGAGGAACACUGCUGGACAAUGGGGAGCAAGAACUACAAGGCAGUGUGCCUGGAAUUGAAGCCAGAGCCGACCAAAGCAUACGACUACAAAGGAGUGAAACAAGAAGGGCCGUUUACCAAAGCAGGAGGAACUCAUGAGCUAAGGAAUGAACUCAGGGAGGUGAGGGAAGAGCUCAAGGAAAAAAUGGACGAGAUCAAACAGAUAAAGGGCGUAAUGGACAAGGAUUUUGAUAAACUCCAGGAAUUUGUGGAGAUUAUGAAGGAAAUGCAGAAGGAUAUGGAUGAGAAGAUGGAUGUUUUAAUAAAUAUACAGAAGAACAGCAAGCUUCCCCUUAGAAGAGGGCCAAAGGAACAGCAAGAACUCAGGCUGAUAGGAAAAACAGACCCGGACCCACAGCUCCGCCUCAAGAAGAUGGAUGGGGCUGAUGGAACACCGCUUUCUCUCCACAAGAAGAUGAUGGCACUACAGAAACCAAAAAAGGACCCUCUGGAUGCCCUUCAUCAAUGCGGGCCAUGCUGCGAAAAAUGUUUGUUGUGUGCCCUAAAGAACAACUACAAUCAGGGCAGCAGAAAACUUCCGUAUCAAGCCUGGCCACCCUGUUCAUCCUUGGCUUCUGGAGCUGCUUUCUGAUUUAUCUGUACUUCCAACCCUAUGUGGUGGAGGACAUGCUCCCAACCUAGGGCCGCCGCGGAUCCCACCAGCAGCUCCGGCUCU